Cynoglossus semilaevis (tongue sole) is the source of this 2387-nucleotide messenger RNA. It is a transcript of the gene mep1a.1, whose product is annotated as meprin A, alpha (PABA peptide hydrolase), tandem duplicate 1. Gene Ontology annotation, molecular function: metalloendopeptidase activity; protein binding; zinc ion binding. Gene Ontology annotation, cellular component: membrane. Lineage: Eukaryota; Metazoa; Chordata; Actinopteri; Pleuronectiformes; Cynoglossidae. The transcript has 13 exons. Gene Ontology annotation, biological process: proteolysis. Bases 405 to 2243 code for a protein of 612 amino acids. The record is from RefSeq and is a predicted model, not a curated record.
UAUUUGUAUUAUUAUAAUUAGUAGUAGUAGUGGUAGCAGUAGUAGUAGGAGUACUAGUAUAGUUACUGUGAGUGUUGUCGUUGCUGCUGCUGUUUUGGUUGUUGUUGUCAUAUUUUUGGAUUCAUACUUACUGGUCGUUUCUCACACACACGUUAGUGUAAAAGUUGAGAUGCACAUGUAAAAAAAAAAACCCACUUCUGUUGACAACAGUCAAAGUCCUUUAGUUACUCUUUAUGGUUGGCAUAAACCUCAACAAGGGCCAAAGAUCAUGAUCCUUAAGAGUGUGCAGGUUUAAACCAAGGCAGCGACAUCAGCCCUGCUACAUUCAAGAUUCAAGAUGAAGGAUCACAUGGUAUUGCUGUUUGGACUUGUAGCUUUGGCCAAUGCUGUAAGUAUUAACGGUUAUGAAGUUAUUAACCUUGCAGAUUAACAAUGUUUCUGUUAACUUUCUGACGAUUUAUGACCACUGUUGUCUUUUUCUGCAGGUUCAAGUUCAUCCCAGGCUGUAUGAGGUAUAUGAGAAUGGUGAGGACGAAAAUCCAAUCUUAAACCUGGGUUCAAAGGCUAACCUGUUUGAAGGGGAUAUUCUUUUGCCGGAAGGAAGAAAUGCCCUGAUUGACCACAAAUACAGAUGGAAAUUUCCAAUUCCUUACAUCCUGGGCGAUGACUUGGAUUUGAACGCGAAGGGAUGUGUCCACCAGGCCUUCGAAAUGUAUCGCCUCAAGUCUUGCAUCGACUUCAAACCUUAUGAAGGAGAGAAGACUUAUAUCAAGUUUGUAAAGAGAAAUGGGUGCUUCUCCAGCGUCGGUGUCCAGGAGAAUGGUCAAAUUCUGUCGUUAGGAUCAGGCUGUGACCACAAGGCCGUGAUAGAACACGAGCUGCUGCACGCCGUGGGAUUUUAUCACGAACAGUCUCGCACAGACAGAGACGACUAUGUUGACAUCUGGCUCGACCAGGUCACACCAGGCCUUGAACACAACUUUAACAAAUACAACGACGACUAUAUAACUGAUCAAAACACGGCGUACGACUACGAGUCCAUCAUGCAUUACCGACCCUUCUCUUUUAAUAAGAAUGAAUCCGUCCCUACUAUCACCACCAAAAUCCCAGAGUUCUACAACAUCAUUGGCCAGUACCUUGACUUCAGCAAGAUGGACGUCUUUAGACUCAAUCGGAUGUACAACUGCUCCGGCCCUCUCACCCUGCUGGACCAGUGUGCAUUCGAGUUUGCCAGUAUCUGUGGAAUGAUCCAGGCCUCCACUGACGACGCCGACUGGGUUCAUACCAAAAGCACGGUCGGGGAUGAAGAUCACACACUCCUAGGAAGGUGCAGAGACAGUGGACACUUUAUGCACUUCAGCACAAACACCGGGAAACCUAUGGAGUCGGCGUUGCUCGAAUCCCGAAUCCUGUACCCUAAGAGAGAGUUCCAGUGUCUUCAGUUCUUCUACAAAAUGACCGGUAACCCCAAGGACAGGCUGGUGAUCUGGGUCAAGAUGGACGACAGCACGGGAACUGUCCGAAAAAUGAAGAAAAUACACACUAUAUAUGCUGAUUCUGACCACACGUGGAAGAUCGCCCACGUCCCAAUGGAAGUUGGGGUAAAAUUCCGCUACGCUUUUCAAGCUGUGCGUGCCGACCCCUCGGCCUCGGCCGGUGGCAUCUACAUUGACGACAUCAGUCUGACAGAGACACUUUGCCCCGGUGCUGUGUGGAGAAUCCAGAACUUUUCCAAACUAAUGGAGACAAGCGAGCGGGGGGCAAUGAUCAACAGCCCCCGCUUUUACAGCCCCGAAGGCUACGCCUACGGUGUCACCAUCGUUCCCCUGUCGUCUUACACUGACUACACUGGGAACUACACUGGACUCUAUUUCCACCUGGCCAGCGGAGAGAACGAUGCUGUGAUGCAGUGGCCAGCCGUGAACAGACAGGCCACCGUGGUGGUGAUGGAUCAGGACCCAGACAUUAAGCUGAGGAUGUCGACUGCUCGCAGCCUUACCACUGAUUUGAGAAAAACAGAAGAUGACAAAUAUUUUUGGGAUAAUCCCUCCGAGCUAGGGGGUGCUCUUGACCCUUCUUGCCAAUGCUACAGAGGUCCGAGAUGGGGCUGGAGAAACAUGGUCAAGCACUUUGACCUCCGACGGCGCAAUUACCUGAAAAAUGAUGACCUAAUCAUCUUAAUCAGCUUCGAAGAUAUAACAUCACUGGUUAACACAGAGGUCCCCAUUGUUCCCAACGAGUGAUGUCAGCCCAGCUUUUAAUAUGUAGAUUCAAAAACAGAUCCACUGUCAGGACCUGGAUGAUGAGAGAAGACUGAGGAUGAAGACAUUUUCUAAUUUAAAAAAAAAUUAACACAAAAAUAUAAAUAUAAAUCUUAUUGAUUGGAA